Molecule: messenger RNA, 679 nt
Organism: Brassica oleracea var. oleracea
Lineage: Eukaryota; Viridiplantae; Streptophyta; Magnoliopsida; Brassicales; Brassicaceae
Exons: 2
Coding region: 87-482 (131 amino acids)
Source: RefSeq, a predicted model, not a curated record
UUAUAAAAAUGAAAUUCGUGGUCAUUAAGAAAUCAUUAAUCAAAACCAUCAAGAAUCUUUGAGUUUUUUUCUUCUUCAAGAACGCGAUGAACGACCGCAAAACCCUACUCCAAAGAGAAAUAGAAGAAGAGAAUCGGGCAAGGAAUCAGAUCACCGUUUCGCCUACAAAGUCUCAAAUCGUAGUCACAAACGCAAACGCAGCUUCAACUGGUCCGUCAGAGGUCGCUUUUAACGUUUGCUGCUUAUGUGUCUAUUGUCCUCUUUGCGUUCUGUGGUGCUGCAUCAAGCAGCCUUGUACAAUCGGAUGGCGAGCCAUCCUAAAGGCUAGAGGCCAGUUAAGCCGCUGCACCAGCUGUGGCAGAAGCUAUAGUAGGAGGGUUAAAGCCGCAGAUUAUUCAUCGUUUUCGGAUAUUGAUUCAGAUGAUGUGAGUUGCAAAGCACAUAAUUGCUCAAAACGAAACGGCCGAUUACGCAAACGCUAGAGUUGACUUCUUAAUGAUGAGUUAAUGGAAAGUCUUGCGAUUAAAGUCUAUACUAUUAUGAUAAUAUGGAGUUUAAAAGUUUUGUUGUGAUAUACCAAAUAUGUAUUAGUAUAUAUUAUUACUGUGUGAGGGAUAAAGUUAUCUUCAAGGAAUAAAGUUGUGUUUGUUUUGCUCAAAAAAAAAAGUUGUGUUUGGUU